AUGUCAUCUACUGCUGCUGCUGCUACAUUCAACCCCUUCUUGGACCCCUGCUAUGACGAGUCAUGGGGAUGCACUUUCAACAGUAUGUCCCCAUACAUGUGGGCUAACCUCGGCAUUACCUUCUCUCUGGCUUUCUCCGUUAUUGGCGCCGCAUGGGGUAUAUUCCUGACUGGUUCUUCAUUGGUUGGAGCUGCUGUACGUGCUCCUAGGAUCAAGUCCAAGAAUCUUGUUUCCAUCAUCUUCUGUGAGGCUGUCGCUAUCUAUGGUGUUAUCAUGAGUAUCAUCAUGAACUCCAAGAUGGAGGGUGCUAGAGAAUUCGUUCCCCCAGCUAUCCCCACUGGUAACAUGGCUGUUGCCCAGGCUGCUGGAUACUGCCUCUUCGCAUGCGGUCUCUCUGUUGGUUUCUCUAACCUCUUCUGUGGUGUCUGUGUCGGUGUCUCUGGUUCCGGCUGUGCUCUUGGUGAUGCUCAGAAGCNNNNAUCGAGUCGAUACUCUCUGGCUGACGACCCUCGCUUGACUACUCGUGCCUCCCAAACUAACUUUAACUGGAUGCGGGUGGGUGGGUUCAGGAAAGUCCCCAUUAACUAA
Perkinsus marinus ATCC 50983 is the source of this 588-nucleotide messenger RNA. Its product is annotated as vacuolar ATP synthase 21 kDa proteolipid subunit, putative. The coding region runs from base 1 to 588 and encodes 195 amino acids. NCBI's taxonomy places the organism in Eukaryota, Perkinsozoa, Perkinsida, Perkinsidae. Gene Ontology annotation, molecular function: proton-transporting ATPase activity, rotational mechanism. Gene Ontology annotation, biological process: proton transmembrane transport. The transcript has 6 exons. Gene Ontology annotation, cellular component: proton-transporting V-type ATPase, V0 domain. The record is from RefSeq and is a predicted model, not a curated record.